Molecule: messenger RNA, 1458 nt
Organism: Galendromus occidentalis (western predatory mite)
Lineage: Eukaryota; Metazoa; Arthropoda; Arachnida; Mesostigmata; Phytoseiidae
Product: tRNA (adenine(37)-N6)-methyltransferase
Exons: 8
Coding region: 276-1283 (335 amino acids)
Molecular function (GO): protein binding
Source: RefSeq, a predicted model, not a curated record
ACAACUGUGUAGCGCACCGGCGAGGCUCCCGGGAGAUUGACCACGACUUCGCGAAUUCGAACCAUCAUCACUCAUGGGAAAAAAACGAACAAAACAGGCGGCGAAGAAGCAAGUCGCUCCCCCGGCUCUCGUCGUCGAGGAAGUCGAAGUUCCCCCGGCAGCAGAAGUAGCCAUAGUUCCGGAUGAAGCGGAUGAUCCAGGGAUGUGCCUCAUCAAGAAAAUCGACAACUUCACCGAACGUUGGCUGACACGUCGGAGUUGAAUCAACACCGACGAUGAGGUUUUGGCUCGCGACUUCCUGCCUCUAUUUCUCGCUCCAUAUCUGGGUGGCUACAGCGAGCAAGGACUAUUACUUCUGGAACUACGCGCUCCACCCCUACCAGACGUAUUAUCUGGAGGAUUACUGCGGACCGGUGGAGGGAAUCGACUGCGCUUCCGAAGCCCACACGGUCUAUCUGAACGAAACCGGCAGUGGGAGCGGUCUGGUCAUUCGAGGAUUCAGAGCUGCGAAACCGAGUAUCGAGCGUAGCCUGAGAUGCUGUAUCCAGAUGAAAACGACUACAGAAGGUCGUUUCAAUGUACAACUCGACGAAAUAUACUUGAAGGAACGGAAAAUCGGCGAAAGAUGCGAUAACUACCUCCGGUUCAAGGGUCUCGAGGAGGAACUUCUGCACGUUUGCAGCGAGGUUGAGAAGUACUCCUUCAAGACCGCUAAAAAUGUCUUGGGGAUUGAGUACGUCCUCAAUUCUGACAACGCUCCGAACUUCCAAAAAAUCAAAGUAGUGGUCACAUCCUCCAUCGACGUCGAUCAAAUGCAAAGCGGGCGAUGCAACCCGGACAAAGAACAGUGGCAAUGCGACGAUGGCGGCUGCAUCUGGGACGGUUUCCGAUGCGAUGCUCACAACAACUGCGGAGACUGGAGCGACGAACUCUAUUGCGGGUUCUUCUCCAGAUACUGGACGGUCUUCCUCGGUAUCGCUUGCGGCUUAUUCGUCGCGCUGCUCAUCUGGUGCGUGUGCCGAUGCUGCUGCUGUUGCUGUCCGUGCAAGAGAUCGAGGAUGAACAACGCCAAUAAACCUUUCCUAUACGUCACGACCCUUGGUCCGAACGGGCGGCCUAUGCCUGAGCAGAACCUGUACCCAUCCCUUUCGGUGCCGUAUCAGAACGCUCCGCCAGCUCGGCUCACGCCAUUGAAUCUAGCUGGUGCUCCGCCACCCUACAACGAGAACGCUUUCCUCAGUCCAGCGCAAAAUCCAACCUACGGGACGAGCUCGAAGAGUUGAUCAUCGCGUGAUUCCGUCGGACACAGCUCCGAGAAGACACCCGCAAUUCAUUCCCGUCAUCGACCUCGGCUGAACAUGCCUUCCAGGCCGGAAAACUGUUUUAAUCAAACGAAUUGGAGCUGCCAUGAAUUAUGAUGAGCUCACUGAGACCUAUGACAUAAAGCCGAAUUCCGUC